Messenger RNA from Penaeus vannamei (Pacific white shrimp), 1876 nucleotides. NCBI's taxonomy places the organism in Eukaryota, Metazoa, Arthropoda, Malacostraca, Decapoda, Penaeidae. The record is from RefSeq and is a predicted model, not a curated record.
AUGAAGGGAGUGACGCUGCAGACUACUCUCCUUAUGUUGAUAUCGUGUGACAUUCCUAUCUGUGAAUCUCAUAUUCUAAAUUGUAUAUUGGAUGAAGCAAGUAACUAUCCAAGCUACUGUAGAACCUGUGUAUUAAGUGGAUCGAGAGCUGAAUAUGAAGACGAAGUCAGUGAACUGGUUGAAAAAUUCCUGAUGGUGGACACAUACCUUGAUAUCACAAAAGAGAAGCUCCUCCCCUUCCCACACCCGCCCCCUUUGCGGCUUUACAUUGGCCUCGUUGUCAUUGUGAAGCACAGACGGUCUCGUUCUUCGGGCGGGGACACCACAACAAUAAACACCUGGAAUUCGAAACACAACUACCAGAGAAAAUUUCAUACGAUUAGAAAAACAAUAAUUUAUUUUGUGGUACAUUCUUAUAAUCAGAUUGUGUCGGUUUCAAAACCAUCAAGAGAGUGCUGUGUCUGGAAUGUUAAAGAUGGCAAGAAAUUAAUUCAAGUGGCAUUGCAGACCAAUGGAGUAAAGUACAAGUGUUUCCGAGCCAGGUAUGGCACUGUUGAAGCAAAUCCUGCUAAGACUCGUCUCUUUACCAUUAGUAACCCAGUAACUGGAACAAAGAAUCCAUCCAUUGUGGCCAAGUGGUGUGGGAAGAGCUACACCCAGGAAAAAACUCAGAAUCUUACAGGUUCAUUGAGUAGUUUGGCACUGAGUGAUGAUGGUCGUUUUUUGGCAACUGGAACUAUGGGGGGAACAGUCUACAUACUGGUAGCAUUUAGUCUACAGAAACUACAAACAAUAGAAGAAGCACAUAGCAUGUUUGUGACUGGACUGGAAUGGCUACCAACUAAUGAUGCUGAAUCCCAGAUGAUCCGGGGUUACACAGAUGCUUCAGUACUCUCCAUUUCUUGUGAUAAUUCCUUGAAGAUCCACCACAUCCCUAAACCUGGUAUGGUGCCAGUGUGGAUUGUUGCUGUUCUUGCUGCCAUUGUUCUGUUUUGUGCUUUUCUGUUUGCAAGUUUUCUAGGUCUCUGAAUGAGAUUAAUGACUAACCUUUCUUAAUGAUAUGAUGUUAGGAGAUGUUGUCUAAGUAAUUAGUGCAGAAAGUAAGAAAACAUGAAAUGGAGACAGGAAAAUUUUAGUCAUUCUCCUUACUCAUUUUAUUUAGCAUUUAUUUAGCAUGAAGUGUUCCUGAUAAUUGUUAAAGGUUCCCUUCUUUAUUUAUUAUAGUAUUUCCUUGUUGGCCAUUAGCUUGCAUGUAAAGAAUAUGAUGAUGUUUUUUUUUCUUAGAUUUUUUUUCAGUGUCAUUGCUAAUUUAACUGUGAAACAGUUAAAUCUUUAUUUUUAUAUGUGGGAUUUUAUGUAUUAAAUCUUUUUAAAAUAAAGUUUAGUGGAUAUAGACCUCAGAUAUGCCUGUUGAACAGUGGUAUUUUAUUACUGAAUCACUAAUUUUACCAAUUGUAUUAUAUAUAUAUAUUUUAAUAAGUCUAGAAUAUGUGAAUCGUAAUGGUUGUAGGUCAUAUAAGAGAGAACCCAUUUUCCAGCAUUUUUUAAAUAGUCUGGUAUUGAAAUUUGUCUCUAAAUGUUAUGUAAAUAAUUUAAAGAAAUGUGAUAUUUACAUACUAUAUGAAGACAAAAGAACUGUUAUAGCUGUAGAUUAUCAUGUCAGAAAUUAUCCAGAAUGUACUACUCAUCAUGAAAGAAAAUAUGUCUCCUUAUGUGAUUAUUUUGAGUACUGAGACAUAAAGGCAUUUCGGAUCAGCUUGAUGAAAAGUAUAAAAAUAGGAUGUUCUUUUGAGAAACAUAUUGGAUCAUCUAUGUAGAUAAUAAAACCACAUAUUUAAAUAUAGUAUAUAAGCAAGCAUAUAUAUAUGAAUACAAA